Polyodon spathula (Mississippi paddlefish) is the source of this 5830-nucleotide messenger RNA. Its product is annotated as A disintegrin and metalloproteinase with thrombospondin motifs 8. The coding region runs from base 385 to 3180 and encodes 931 amino acids. Gene Ontology annotation, molecular function: metalloendopeptidase activity; zinc ion binding. Gene Ontology annotation, biological process: extracellular matrix organization; proteolysis. NCBI's taxonomy places the organism in Eukaryota, Metazoa, Chordata, Actinopteri, Acipenseriformes, Polyodontidae. The record is from RefSeq and is a predicted model, not a curated record. The transcript has 9 exons.
GCGCUGCCACCAGCAACCUGCUCUGGUGCUGGGGAGUUCAAUGAUCUGGACUUAGCUCUCCUACUCUAGCUGUAAGAUAACACAUAGAAAUGAUAGGAAACGUUAGUCUGUUUUUUCAGCACUGGUUAUAGUUUGCUCUGGAUCAAUAAACAAUCUAACUUUUAAGAAGAAUAACGAGAAACUAAGAUUAACGAACGUGGAACGCAAGUGCGAAUAUAUAUAUAUUUUUUAUAUAUUAUGAAUAUACCUUUAUUUAUUGUUCAUUGUAAGCAAUUUUACUAUUAAAAUAUAUAUCUAUCUAUAUAUCGAUAUUGCAGAAACAAAUUGCACAGAAAACAAACCGCUUUUCACAUCCUAAAUUGCUCGUAUAAGUUACUGAGCAAAAUGUUUGCUUUGUUUUUCCUUUUUCCUGUCACCUUGACACUUUCUGCACAACUGUACGAACUGGAAGAGGUAAAACCUGUCCGAAUGAGCACCAGAAACAGCGGGCGCUUUUGGAAAAGGAGUGAAGACCUCCCUACAUUUAGGCUUUCAGCGUUUGGCAGAGACUUUGUCCUACACCUGGUACCCGAUGACAGUUUUUUAGCUCCAGAAUUUAAGAUCCAGCGAAUCACAGCGAAAUAUCCCCAUCCUAGAGACAUCCCGACCAGUGUAAACGAAACGGAAGGAGCCGAAGCUAAUCUCAGACGCUGCUUCUACUCGGGUACCGUGGACUCCAACCAAGACUCGGUGGUGGCUGUCAGCCUGUGCCAGGGAAUCCAAGGUUCGUUUUUAAGCGACGGAGAUGAGUAUUUGAUUGAGCCCAAAGCCACUGGCCACGGAAAGAAGUCGGCCACCCAGCUCCAUCUAAUCAAAAGAAGGGCAUUCACCAACCCGCCGACUGGAUCCAAGAUCACCUUCGAUGAAAUGGGAGAAGGGAGUUCCGAGACAGACUCUUCGGAAAGUGGGCUGUCUCCGGAGAUGCUGGAUGCGCAUUCGCACUCCAGGCACAAGCGCUUUGUAUCGGAGGCUCGAUUUGUCGAGACCUUGUUGGUGGCUGACUCUUCAAUGGUUCGUUUUUAUGGCGAGGAUAUUAAGCACUAUAUUCUGACGCUGAUCUCAGUGGCAGCUCGGAUAUACAAACACCCCAGCAUCAAGAACUCGGUGAAUUUGGUGGUGGUGAAGGUGCUGAUCGUGGAAGAUGAGGAGGUGGGACCAGCCGUCUCCAGCAACGGUGGUCUGACGCUGCGCAACUUCUGUGCCUGGCAGCGGCAUUUCAAUCCGCCGAGCGACCGGCACCCAGAGCAUUACGAUACUGCCCUUCUCUUCACCAGGCAGGAUAUUUGCGGACACCAGAACUGUGAUACGUUGGGGGUCGCAGACGUGGGGACCAUGUGUGACCCAAACAGGAGCUGCUCAGUGAUUGAAGACGAUGGACUCCAGGCUUCCUUCACGACAGCCCAUGAACUAGGUCACGUGUUCAGCAUGCCGCACGACGAUUCCAAGACUUGCGAGAGGCUCUUUGGUGACCUAGGGAAGCAUCACAUGAUGGCGCCUCUGUUUAUCCACCUCAACAAGACCCUGCCCUGGUCCCCGUGCAGCGCCAUGUACAUCACAGAGUUCUUCGACAAUGGACACGGAGACUGCCUGCUUGAUGCCCCAGCUAAAACGAUGCCCUUGCCAACUGGCUUGCCAGGGCUGUCGUACGAUUUGGACCGGCAGUGCCAGCAGGUGUUUGGGGAGGAGUUCCUGCAUUGUCCCAACACCGCAGACUCUGAUGUCUGCACCCAGCUUUGGUGCAGAGUUGAGGGUCAGCCACUCUGUACCACAAAGAACGGCAGCUUACCCUGGGCUGACGGGACCGUGUGUGGAAAGGACAGGCUCUGCUUUAACAAUGAGUGCGUGGAGAAAGAACAGCUCAUGAAACCAAAGACUGAAAUCGAUGGAAACUGGGGGGCCUGGGGAGAGUGGGGAGAUUGUUCCAGAACAUGCGGUGGAGGAGUUCAGUUCUCCUACAGGGAGUGCAAUGAUCCUGCUCCCCAAAACGGUGGGAAAUACUGCGAGGGGCAAAGAGUCACGUACCAGUCCUGCAACAUCCAAGAAUGCCCCAAUGAUAAUGGGAAGAGUUUCCGGGAAGAGCAGUGUGAGAAAUACAACAGCGUUAAUUACCUCGACAUGGACGGGAACGUCAAGCAGUGGAUACCGAAGUAUGCCGGAGUGUCGCCGAGAGACAGGUGCAAGCUGUUCUGCAGGGCGAGAGGCAGCAGUGAAUUCAAAGUGUUUGAAGCAAAGGUUAUUGACGGCACGCCAUGUGGCCCAGACACCACUUCCAUCUGUGUUCAAGGCCAGUGCAUCAAAGCAGGCUGCGAUCUCAUCAUAGGGUCAAACAAGAAACUGGACAAAUGUGGGGUGUGUGGAGAGAAUGGGUCCACAUGCAGAAAAAUAACAGGCUCCUUGAAUAAGGCCAGGUAUGGCUACAAUGACAUUGUAACAAUCCCUGCUGGUGCCACCAACAUUGACGUCAAACAGAGAAGUCACCGUGGGAUCAAACAUGACGGCAACUACCUGGCGGUGAAGUCAGAGGACGGGCGCUACAUCCUGAACGGAAACUUCUCCGUGUCAACGGUGGAGCAGGACAUCCCGGUGAACGGGGCCGUGCUCAAGUACAGCGGGUCCUCCACCACCCUGGAACGCGUCCAGAGCUUCCACACGCUCCGCCAGCCUCUCACAGUGCAGCUGCUGGCCAUGGCGGGGGAGAUGGGCCCUCCCAAAGUCAAGUACACCUUCUUCAUCCCAAAGGACGUCUCCUUCAGCAAGCCCAAAGGAAAGAAGCCUUCCUUGCACGUCGUCCAGCCAAUCGGAUUAUCCGACUGGAUCCUGGGGGAGUGGUCAGAAUGUUCCAAAAGUUGCGGUUCUGGUUGGCUGAGGAGGAACGUGGAAUGCAGGGAUGCCAGUGGGCAGCUCUCCCAUGAAUGUGACAGUGCCCUGAAGCCAGAGGACAUCAGACCUUGCGCCGAUCUCCCGUGUCCCAUCUGGCAAAUGGGCCCGUGGUCUUCCUGCUCGCGAACUUGUGGCCAGGGAGAGCGCAGGCGGAGCGUCUUCUGUAUUGACUACACUGGGAAAACAGUGGAGCCAGUAAAGUGUGAUCCUUCAAAGCAGCCCCAGCCAGUCACAGGGGACUGUGUUUACGAAGAGUGCUGAGCAAAUUCAGAAAGCAAGGCAUUAGAAUAAAAUAGAACUACUAACUAGCCCUGACCGAGCUUGCGAAACAAGCAGGGACACGAUAGGUGAGUUGAAAGUGCACUAACUGACCUAAACGGGCCACAUCCUGGACCUGUUCGAAAGACUAACUAAACUUUUUUCAUAACCACUAUUGAUUCUUUUUUUUGUUUUUUACCCAAUAGAGAUCUACCUCUGACAAUAACUUAAUUUACUGCCUUAAAUAUGAGGUGAAUAUACUGUAGAGUAUAUUGCUGUUUCAGCUGAGGGAAGCAACCUUUUUUUGCAUCAAACCUGCUGCUGACAACAUCGCUGGACUGCUCUGAUGAAUUCUUUAGUGCUUUGCUGUUGAGGUCAAGGACUGCGAGGCAGCUGUCUAUGUCUGUUAAGGGCUGUACCAUUCUGACAUUGCUGUUACUGGAACGUAUCUUUUCAUUCAGCUCCACAGGAUAAUCUGAUAAUCCCAUUGGGUGCUACAGUCUGGAUGAACUGGUUACUUUUUUUAUGUUUAGCAUGUGGGGAUCUGAUUUUUGUUGGCGAAAAGCUUGCUAUAGCCUAUCAUUUAAAAAAGAGAAACCACGCUCCUUCCAAGUGUAUUGGUACUCAUAGAAUUACCUUUUACUUUGGUUCUAAUUGUUUGUUUUUUUUCAAUAUCAAGACAUUUUUCUGCAGUAGAUUUUCACUUUAAGGAUUCUGUUUUACAAUUUUGUUUGCGGUUUAUUAUUUUGUUAUUUUGGUUGUAAAACAACAGUGACUAAACCCCUUAGGUAAUGUUACCUUUCUAAAAUCCCAAAUCCAGGAAUAUCACAUUUUCAUCUGCACCGUGAAAUCAGUUUAAAACAUCUAGAUGUGAUUCUAUAUGCAGAGUACAACCUGCGAUCCAAUCUGCAACCAGACACAUUGCGUUUACCAUGCCUUCCACAUCAGACGCGAUGAGGCGACUGCUUACACCAGUGUGGAUGCUGCCAGCCCACGGUCCUAACUGGGGCCGACAGACUCCCAAUUGAGCUUGGUCUCUGAUAGAAAUGGAUGAGUCUCAUUUCAAAUCAUUUUUUAAAGUCAAUUACAGUGGCAGAUGGCAAUGUGGCUUCUAUCUUUUGUAACAUUAUGCAAAAGAACGACAUUAAGUUUCUAUGCACACCCUGCGCAACAAUGUAAAUUAUGCAUAGUAAGUGCCUAUUGAUAGUAGGGUUAGGGUUCAGGUGUGAAAUGUAUUGUGAAUUGACAUUGAUUCUUAUGAAUAGGAAUAUGAUAGUUUGUAUUAACAUUCAAAUUACUGACACUUAUUAUCAAGUGUUACCAAAACAUAAUUUAGACAAUGACAGUCUCCUUUCUUUAACUGACAGGAGCUAUUGAUUAAUCUGAUCAGCAGAGCGGUGGAGGUAUUCACCUAUUUCUGUGCUUUGUAGAAUUGAUAACACUUGUCCAUGUGUAAAUUAGGAUUUAAGUUCUAGCAUUGUUUCCCUACGAUUAGGCCCCCAUGUUUCAGAUACUGCACACUAGGCUGUGGUGGUGGUGGCACAUGCUGUCUCUGCACUGUACGCAUUCCUGGCAUACCUUGUCAAAAUAAUCACAAUUGCUUUGAUAUUGUUCUGGCUUCAUAAUUGUCCAAAAAAACACAUUUGAAGUUUUCACAGGAAAAAACAACCAGGGAGAGGAAUCCUGAGCUGUUGUCACUUGUAAUGGUUUAGGCAUUCGUUUGGAUAAUACUAGGGAAGCUGAUCGUUUCAUUUAGGAAAUGCUCAUUUAAAAGAAUUUUAAAAUGAGUAGCAGUCCUAAAUUUAACAGAGAGCAUUCUAAACAUUGCCUGUGCAUAACUUUAAAGAACACACGUCUGUCAGGUGAAUAUGAUUUAAGCACAUAUUGAGGGUCAUUCAAGCUGUGGGUUUUAAACCCACAAAACAAUGAGGAAAUGCAUAUAACAUUUGAGGAGAGCAAUGAUGCCAAAUCAGUUACGAUUGUGAUGAACAAGAUGUUGCAGGACUAUGUCAGCUUUUAAAAUCAGGGGUUCAGUGUCACUUUAAAGUGCUGCCAAAGAAGUGAAUACAAUAAAAGGCCAAGCUCUUUACUAUCUAUACAUUAUAUUUGCAUCACAGACCAUGCUACAGAAAUGCACCAUGAGCUAGUGGUUACACAGCAACGUUGUGUUGUUGCUGCUGUGUCAGUUUUAACUUUAGACAUGUCCAGCAUACAGAGAAGCUAGUACAGCAAUCCAAACUAAUGCACAAUACUACAAUUGAUAUAGUAUUUUAAUAAUCUGUUCUGUAUUUAAGAGGAACGCUAAAAAGAACUGUGUAAUGCAGCAUUCCAGAGCUGUACAAAGACUAAGGCAUUAUUUCCCUUCAGUGAAGGACUGAGUGUUGUAUUUUUAAGCUUCCAUUUAAAGCUAUUUAUUUUUGUACAGUUUCUACCUUUUUGACGUCAGUAUACAACAAUUUCAGUUUUUAGAUGCUGCUGUCUUCCAGUAUGGUCAAAGAAAAAGAAGAAACGCCGUCUCCAUGAUCUGAACCUUGUUUUGUUGUCAUUAUUUUAACUGAAUUGUAACAGGUGACGAGAUCUCCAGUCGAUCUUUAAAAAAAAAAAAAAAAAAAAAAAAAUUAAAAAUUAAAUAAACUUUCUAAUUUUUAUACAA